AAGACAAUCGCGUUCGAACACGUGGCGCGCCAUAUCACCUGACUGAGCCAAACACACCCAGCACGCCAUUAAAUCCCCUCACAGCAUCUUUUCCGAGCAUCACAUCUCCCUCACAGCACCUCACCAGCAUCAUCAGUGCCACAGAAAACAUGAGUGCCAUUAGGAGUGCCAAAGCUGCUCUACGCAAGGAAUUACAAGCUAAAAUAAAAGCGCUGUCUUCUGAAGAACAGGCGAGGCAGUCCAUGGAAGUACAGAAAAAAGUAAUUUCUCACUCCCUCUAUAAAGACAGUAAGCGUGUGGCUCUGUAUCUCAGCAUGGCUAAUGAAGUGACCACGGAGAACAUCGUACGCCACGCUCUUGAGCAAGGGAAGACGUGUUAUGUUCCUAGGUAUGACAGCAAGUCAGUCCACAUGGACAUGGUGAGGCUGCAUUCCUGGCAAGAGUAUGAAUCUCUUCCUUUGACCAAGUGGAACAUUAAGCAGCCCCCGAUGAGCCAGUCAUGCGAGACAGCCCUGGAGAGUGGCGGCCUGGACCUCAUCCUUGUCCCUGGCCUUGGCUUCACCUCAGAGGGACACAGGAUGGGUCGAGGCCGAGGCUACUACGACACAUACCUAGCCAAGUGCCGCGCCUCCCAGCCAUCUCCGCCUCACACCAUCGCGCUGGCCUUCAAAGAGCAAGUCCUCCCCGAGAUUCCAACUGAUGAGACUGACAUAAAGAUUGACAUUGUGCUGACGGCUGAGUGAGUGAUGUGUUGUCAUGUUGUGUUGAUGGGAUGAUGUUUCCAGAGAUGUGUGUGUGUUAUGAUGACUGUUGUGUUGUGUGUGUUGUGAUAAUUGACUGUAUUCUUGUCUUGUGUUGGGAUGGUGAGUUUUCUAAAGAGAUGUGUGUGUGGUGUGAUGACUUGUGUGUGUUGUGAUAAUUGACUGUAUUCUUGUUUUGUGUUGGUAGGAUUGUAAGAUUUUUUUUAGCUUUGUGUUGUGUGAUGAGUGACUGUUUUCUUGUGUGUCGAUGGAAUGCUGAGUUUUUAAAAAGUUUUGUGUGCUGUGUGUGUGAUGAAUGACUGUUUUCUUGUGUUGUGUUGAUGGAAUGCUGAGUUUUUUAAAGAGUUUUGUGUGCUGUGUGUUGUGAUGAGUGACUGUUUUCUUGUGUGUUGAUGGAAUGCUGAGUUUUCUAAAGAGUUAUGUGUUGCGUGUGUUGUGAUGACUGUUGUGUGUUGUAUUUGUUGUGAUGAGUGACUUUUCUUGUAUUGUGUUGGUGGAAUGCUGAAUUUUCUAAAGAGUUAUCUGUUGUGUAUUGUGAUCAUUGACUUACAAAAGACUCUGGAGUACAAAUUGUUAUAUGGUGCUAUUAUUGAUUAGGAAUACUUGUGAUAUUGAAUUUAAUAAGGACAUGAAGGAUCCUGGGACUUAAAGCUGUGACAGUACUGAGAGGAACUGAAUUUAUGCACACCUGUGAUAUCACCAGGGAGAAAUAGUCACUCAUAUAUUUUGUGGUCCAAUAAGAGAAGUUAUAAUAUACUUUGUGGUGCAAUAAGAUAGGUUGUAGCAUUGAUAAUUGGUGUGAUGUUGAAUUACAACAAAUAGUCAGAACACGGGAAUUUCUGAAAAUCUUCCUGUAGAGUUUAUAAAGAUUACCAUUGUGUUAGGAAUAGGUAGGGUAGGAAAUAUACUGUAGUUCUUUUCUUUCUCCUUUCCUCACUUACAGCAUGGGAGGAACAUGACCAGUAACACUACUUCUCACUAUAACAGUCAACAGUCAUUCACAAGCCACUCAAAUCCAUAAGGAAAUGAAAGGACACGACACAAAGCAAUGACGAUGAGGACGACUCAGAUAUUAAUGCAUAGAAAAGCUUACUUACACACUUAUAUUCUGCAAAAUAUAGGAGAGGCUACAGCAGUGAAAACCAGUCCUUACAAUAGCAAUAACUAGUGUGGUACUGAAUCAAAUCAACAGUAUACACCUUAGAGCACUGAACUUCCUGAAAGUCUUGCUGAAAUGUUUUUAAAGAUUACAUUGCUGUAGCAUUCAUAAACUGUCCAACUCCAUAAGGGAAAAUGAGGAUGUAAAAAGAGAAAGUAGUAGUGAUGAUGAUGAUGAUGAUGAUGACGACUACAAUAUCAAUGCAUAGAAAAAAUCACUCACACAUUUGCAUUCAGUAAAGGAUAUGAGAGGCUGUAGCAAUGAAAACCAGUGCGUAUUAUAAACAGGUAUAUAUACAGCAUCUCAAUACAUACAAUGGCCUGGCUGAUGGAAACACUUGCCUUCAGAUCUUCACUAGCCAUAGCCAAAAUAUACGCAACACCAGUGUUUUAAACCACAAAACCUGAUAAACCUUCAACUAUUUACACCUCACAGUAAUUGGAAACUUGUACUGUGGAGGGAAAAAAAGUAAAAAUAAAAUAAAAAAAUUUUCAAUCAAUCAUUCAAAUAAAUAAAUAAAAAUGAAAGGAUAAUUAGGCCAGAUAUGAAGCCUUCAUUGUUUCCUAAAUGCAAUGAUGGAAAAUUUCACUACAUCAUUAUCAGUACUAUCACAACAUUUAUCUUGACAAUUUUGAGACCUUAUACAACUGUCUCUUUUUUCCUGCACACAAUGAACCACUGAGGGGAAGGCUUAUGGGUUUCUAUAUAAAGCAACGGAUGCCAGAAAAGACUCAGAACACUCCCAGAAACAUGCGCACCAAGUCUUAACACCUAUCAUCAUACGUGUUCUUAUUUCACUAUCUUUUCAAUCUAUCUCUUCACAACGUAACACAAUUUAAUUCUGUUAUAUUUACCCAUCAACUUCCCAGUCAUUUCUGUACUUAUAACAAUAGAAAUAGAAGAGAAUUGUGAUAUUUUAAUUCAGUGCUCUCAUACUUAAUCAUCUUUUGAACUACAAGAGAAGAGACAACAAUGAUAUUUCAGCCUUCUCUUCCCACUAAACAUAUCAGUGCCUUUCCAAAUGCAAACAUGAAGUAACAAUUAUAUCUUUUAACUCUCUUGUCUCUAACUACACUAACUACAGUACCAUCCAAAACUGUAGGCAAAGAGAUAAUUGUGAUAUUUCAGCCUUCUCUUCCCCACUAAACAUAUCAGUAUCUUUUCAAAUACAAAAAAAGAAUUAUAUAAUCUUUUAACACAAGUCUCUAUCUACACCAAUACCUUUCAAAAUAGCAGGCAUAAGACACAUUUCCAAAGCACUGUUAACCUGCUGAUGGCACCGAAGACUCCUGAGGGCAGCUAGACGUUGACUGGAUGUUUCCGGGUCUAAUGUCAAGUCAAGCACCUGAACCUGGCCGGAGUUUAUCCCCUGGUGGUGUACAUGUCAGAGUCUUCAGGGCUACUCUGACCAUAGUCCUUCUCUGGUCCUUGGGGUGUCAGCUGUACAAUGACGUCCUUCCCUUCCUCCACCACCACGGCCUCAGUCUUUGUGGAGGAGAGCGAAAGGUCAUUACGUGUGUUGGGGAGUGUGUGUGGCUGUUUUGUUAUUAAUUUGUGUUUGGUAUUCAAGUCUGAUAUUUGUGGACAAGAGCAAUGUGUUAAUCUCAUUCUUUGUGAAGGAGAGCGACAGGUUAUGUACUUUGUAUGUGUGUUGGGUGGAUGUUUUGCAAUAAAUCUGUUCACUAUUCAUUGCAAGUCCUUAUUAUUUGUAGAUGAGACCAAUAUGUUAUUGACUUGUGCAUGGGGAGGUGUUCUAAGUUUGUGUUUAUAGUUUUCAGCUUAGAUUUUUUGAGUAAAAGGAAAAAAAGACAUGUUAUUUUGUUGAGUGAGAGGAUGUUGUUAUAAACCAUUCAUAAUUAGUGCAUGCUUGCUUAGGUCUUUUGGCAGAUGAUAAAAAAAAAAAAAAAGUUAUUCUCUUGACUGUGGGUGUUUGCACUCAUAACAGUUUAGUUUUAAGUUACAUCUUUGGAAGGAGAGAAGCUUUAAAAACAUAAACAAUUCUCUCUUUUCUCUAUACAGUAAGGGUAUUUUGUUAUAAAUUUGUAUUCAUAAUACAGUUUUAAUCCUAAAUCUCUAAAAAGAUUAAAACAUUCUGUAUUCAAUGUGGGUGCUUUUAGAGAUAAGUUUUGUUAUUCUUACAAUUUAGUUUUACUGAUGACCUUGUUUAUUAAAGUACUAAUGGCAUUUAACUCCAA
Scylla paramamosain (green mud crab) is the source of this 4115-nucleotide messenger RNA. It is a transcript of the gene Mthfs, whose product is annotated as 5-formyltetrahydrofolate cyclo-ligase-like. Lineage: Eukaryota; Metazoa; Arthropoda; Malacostraca; Decapoda; Portunidae. Gene Ontology annotation, biological process: tetrahydrofolate interconversion; folic acid-containing compound biosynthetic process. The coding region runs from base 150 to 743 and encodes 197 amino acids. Gene Ontology annotation, molecular function: 5-formyltetrahydrofolate cyclo-ligase activity. The record is from RefSeq and is a predicted model, not a curated record. The transcript has 3 exons. Gene Ontology annotation, cellular component: mitochondrion.